UCGAAUAAGCUCCAACGCCACUAUCAGGCAAGCAAAGGUCAAGUUGUACAUCAAGACGAGUAAGAAUAGAGCAUUAAACAUCACUAGUUUUGCUGAAAUCUUUGCGCUUUGCAACUCAAAAAAGCACCAUUAACUCCUAUCUGAAAAGGAAAAAGCGCCAUUAACUCCAACCAUGAGCAUCUUUUAUCAUGAGGAGGAAGAGGUACCAAACCCUUCAAAAAGGUGCAAAUUUCUUGCUACAUGUCUGAUGGAUGCGUUUUCCAACUGCAAUAUGUCCCGACGGCUUCAAACUGCGAGCCCAGAAGCAGAGGGUCACCCAGCAAGUGAUGACUUUGAUGAUGAACAGGAACUAAUUGUAUCUACAAUUCGGAGCCGUGCAAUGGAAAAGCUGAAGCGCAAGCCGAGCGGUUUGAGUUUGACAGAUAGCUUCUCCUGGGUCUACUCUACGAAAACUGGAGAAUUAUUCAUAACUCAGAAUGGAGUGCAAAAAAAAGAGGAGUGUGAAGAUGAAGAAGCUGAUGAGACUGAAGAGUUUUUAACAGUGGCAAGUUGCUUCUCUUGCUGCUCAUCAAGUGCUGCUGCAAGUAAGGAUGUGUUUCUCUCUGUCAAGACAAGCCUUUCAAGAUGUUCGAGCCUUGAUGGUUUUGAGUUCAACUUCAACGAUUUUCAGAAGAGGCAGUCCAUAAUUCAACAGCUGUGCCAUUGUGAGGGUUGGCCGUUUGGUCUCUGCCGAAAGGCUGUGUUGCUUCCACCUCUGCCCAAGUCUCCAUCUGAGUCGUGGACAUGGCGCAAAGGGAUUGCAACAAAAUCGAAGAGCUUACCCUCCAAAUCACACACAAGCUGAAACACCAAAUCUAGUGCCUACUUAGAAACGCAUGCGUAUGCUGAAUAAGAAUGCAAUUACAAUUACAAUUACAAUUACAAUAAAGUUUCCCUGUAAUACCAUAUGAUCCAUUUCAUUGUGAUCACUGGAAAUUCUACUAGUUAAUGUAGUACUGACACUGUAGUACUCUUUGAUAAGAUAUUUAUCAAAUAUGGAAUUCUACAAGCAGAUAAUAG
Molecule: messenger RNA, 1059 nt
Organism: Rosa chinensis
Lineage: Eukaryota; Viridiplantae; Streptophyta; Magnoliopsida; Rosales; Rosaceae
Exons: 2
Coding region: 173-844 (223 amino acids)
Source: RefSeq, a predicted model, not a curated record